AUUUUGUCAACCUGGAUAUUGAGUGUGAAAUAAGAAAAUUGAAACUGGUUAAAGUUUGUAUAAAGGAGAGACAAAUAAAGAGGACACAAAUUCAUCACUUUAAAAAAAAGUUGUCAAUGUUUUUUGAACAAACAAACAAAAUAAAAUGAACACAAUAAAAUAAGUGGUUGGUCAUUCCGUAUUACCGUAUAGUUUCCGAGUUUGGCUCAGAGUAUAUGAAAUAGGGUUGGUAAUUCCGUGCAGUUUUUGCCAAAAUGAAGUCUAUUAAAGGUGAGAAAUAGAAAUGGCAAGUGAAGAAAAAGGCAUCCCAAAAAUCUUGCACGCCCACCUCCUAGUCCAAAAAUGGCCACAAAAAAUCAUCCAACUGAUUCCCAAAAUGGGGAGUCUAAGGAAACACAAGUUAUAGUUGUGGUGGUACCAUUUCCUGCACAAGGCCACAUGAAUCUCCUAGUCCACAUGUCUAGGCUUGUUGCGUCCUAUGAUUUACCUGUUUACUUUCUCGGCUUGAGCGUGGACAUUGUCACAACCAAAGAACGCAUCCAAGGAUGGAACCCGAAGGAUUACCCAACUCUCCGAUUCCAUGAAUUCCGAUCACCUCUGUCAUUCCAAUCCCUUACCAACCCAACCAAGGAAUUCCAAUCCUACUCGGAUAUUGUGGUUUCCUCAAUGAGAGCAGCCACGUAUUUACGCGACCCAAUCAAAGAACUUCUUUGGGAGUUGUCGAGCCAAUGCAAGAGGCUAGUGGUUGUAAACGACGCCCUGAUGACUACGGCCGUGCAAGACAUCGUUUCGAUACCAAACGCAGAGGCUUACAACUUCUAUGUGGGCGCGGCUUUCCAUGACGCCUCGCUCGUGUGGGAAGUUGGGCGUAAAGUUCUCCGCGUGCCAUCAAUUCUUUGGAAGCUAAUGGGCAAGUUUAUUCUUCCAUCCGGGGCAAUAAUCCCAGACGGUCUCCCGACAACACAGAGCUGCUUCACACCUGACUUCUUGAAGUUCAUUGUGGACCAAAGAAAGGGAAAUAAUUUCUCCAAGGGUAAUCUCUACGAUGCUUGCAGAGCUGUGGAGGGUCCGUAUCUAGAACUACUCGCGAGAUGCUUUAAGAUCUUACGAAAAGGAAACGUUUGGGGAAUUGGGCCGCUCAACCCGGUAGUCACGCAAUCGUACGUAAGAGACGACUCAACAAACCGGCACAAUAGUCUUGAUUGGCUUGACAAAAUGCCUCCAAAGUCUGCCAUUUUCGUCUCCUUCGGGACUCUAACAAUGUUCUCUGACGAACAACUAAACGAGUUGGCAAUAGGGCUGGAACAAAGCGGGCAAAGGUUCAUCUGGGUUGUGAAAGACGUGCUGAGAGGGGCAAAUAGCAAGAUCAAUGUGCCCGAAGGAUACGAAGAGAGAGUGAGAGGGAGAGGCCUUAUUCUCCGAGACUGGGUCCCGCAGCUGGAGAUAUUGGAGCAUCCCUCGACAGGUGGAUUUUUGAGCCAUUGUGGGUGGAAUUCAUGCAUGGAGAGCAUAUGCAGGGGAGUGCCUUUGGCCACAUGGCCUAUCCAGUAUGACCAAGCCCGGAACGCCGUUCUGGUGACGGAUAUUUUGAAGAUUGGGAUUGCCAUCAAAGAUUGGGCACGAAGGGAUGAUUUAAUAUCGUCGGUGACGAUUCGUAAUGUCGUGAGGAGAUUGAUAGCGUCUGAAGAAGGAGUGGCGUUACGGGAGAAAGCGGCAGAAUUGGGCAGAGCCGUGAAGCAGGCUGCAAUGCCCGAGGGAGUUUCUCGAAUGGAGAUGGACAAUUUCAUUGCUCAUAUUACUCGGAAAACUUAAAAUUCUUUCAUACCGAUAAAUAAUACUCCCUCCGCCCCGAAAUAAAUGUCAUGUUUUCCUUUUCGGUCCGUCCCAAAAUAAUUUUCUUGUUUCCUCUGUUGGCAAUAAUAUGUGACUGAUACCAAUUCACUUUUUUCUACUCAAAUCUCAACCGCAACUUUUACUUUUUCAACCACUUUCUUACAACUUGUGCUAAAGCAAAUAAAACAUUUAUUUCGGGACGGAGGGAGUACAUAGUAAUAAAAUGCUGCUUGCUUAGCUUAUUGGGGUAUAAUUUGGCAGAAAUGUAAAUACACCACGCAUUAUAUGUACUCCCUCUAUUCCACAAAAUUCUUCCCAGUUUGACUUAGAUCGGAGUUUAAUAAUGGAAAUGUAUGGUUGUGGUUGAGUAAGACAAAAUGUAAAGGAAUGCUAAACAUACAAAACUUUUCAAAAAG
Messenger RNA from Cuscuta epithymum, 2249 nucleotides. Lineage: Eukaryota; Viridiplantae; Streptophyta; Magnoliopsida; Solanales; Convolvulaceae. The record is from the annotation of a GenBank genome assembly.